AUCGAACAACAUGGGAGGGCCUUGCUCGAGUCGCACAGUCAGUCGAAAAAAAUAUUGACAGCGGCACAAGCAAGUUCGCGAUGCCGACUAGCCCCAAGUCGCCCACGAAGGAGCCCCUGCUCGACGACAAUGAGCGGCUGCCCGACGUGUACAAUUCGCUGCACUUCAAGAGCAUCCAAGACCCGUACCGGUCCAUCGCGUCGGAAGGAAUGAGCAUGUACAGCACCAUCCACGCCAACGACGUCGCGUCCAUGCUGUCGGGGGGGCUCGAGCGAUUUUACGAAAAGUACCGCCUAUUGUCCAAGAAGGCCAACCUGCACUUGGCGACCCCCGAAGUUCGCUUCGAGAACUUGAGCUACACCGUACAGGCGCGUCAAAUGACGAUGGCCGAGAAGCAGGGCACGGUCGGGUCGUACGUCGGUCGCAUGUUCACCCCGUUCAAGCAAACCGUGUACAAGGAGCAGGUGGUGCUGCAGCCCAUGAGCGGCAUAAUCAAGGCUGGCAGCAUGACGCUCAUCCUGGCUAACCCUGGGUCGGGCAAGUCGACUUUCUUGAAGGCAUUGGCUGGCAAGUUGGACCAAAACAAGAAGUGCGCCCAAGGCGGCGAUAUCACAUUCAGCGGCUUGAAGGCCACUGACGUAGACCCGUUGAAGAUCGUCGGGUUGGUCGACCAGCGCGACAACCACGCUCCGACGUUGACGGUGCGCGAGACGUUCCGGUUCGCCGACUACAGUUUGAACGGCACACCCGACAGCCAGCCGGAAGAGCUGCAGGAAGUGGCCAAGCUGCGCACAGAAAUGAUCAUCCAGUUGUUGGGGCUGUCCAACUGCGCCGAAACUGUUGUGGGUGAUGCGCUGCUCCGUGGGUGCAGUGGGGGCGAACGCAAGCGCGUGACGGUGGGUGAGAUCCUAGUGGGCGGUCAAAGCGUGUUCUUGUGUGACGAAAUCAGUACCGGGUUGGACAGUGCGGCGACGUUUGACAUUGUGUCGUCCCUGCGCACGUGGUGCAAGACGUUGGGGGGGUCGGUGGUCAUCGCCCUGCUACAACCUACCCCCGAAGUUGUUGAACAGUUCGACGACAUCCUCAUGCUCAACGAAGGGUACAUGGUGUAUCACGGCCCCCGCACGUCCAUCCUGCCGUACUUUGAGAACCUCGGGUUCUACUGUCCAUUGCGUGUAGACCCGGCCGACUUUUUGAUCGAAGUCACGUCUGGCCGCGGCAAAAAGUACUUGGCCGCCGACGACAAGUCUCGCAAGAUCCCGAUUUACCCCAACGAAUUCAACGACGUGUUUACCCAAAGCGAGCUGCACAAGUCCACGCUUACUGAGCUUUCCGCGGGCUUCAAUGUUCCCAGUCAUUUACAAACUGCGCAGGACUUUGCCAAGGUGAAGAGUGUGACUGCGAUCGCCCGCACCAAGGAGACUUCCCCCUUCGCCAUGGGGUUCUUGGAAAGCACCGUGUUGCUCUUAGGUCGUCAGAAGACGCUGUGGUUGCGCGACCGCCCGCUCUUGUGGGGCAAGUUGGCCGAAGCGCUGAUCGUGGGGUUGUGUAUGGGGGCCAUCUACUACAAGCCAGCCCCGAGCAUCUACCUGCGCAUGCUGUUUUUCUCGUGCGCGGUGUUCCAGCGGCAAGCGUGGCAGCAGAUCACGAUCGGGUUCGCCCUUCGCUCGGUCUUCUACAAGCAGCGAUCACGCAACUUUUUCCGCACCGUGUCGUACACAAUUGCGGAAUCGAUCGUGCAAGUGCCUGUCAACCUGUGCGUGUCGCUGCUCAUGUGCACGUUCUUCUACUUUAUGAGUGGCUUGACUGUGGACGCUGGCCGGUUCUUUGUGUUUUUGGCGACGUGCGUGAGCUUCCAACACGCCCUCGGCGCGUACAUGUCGUUCCUGAGUUCGAUCUCGCCCAGCAUCACGAUCGGGCAGACCCUGGCGGCAUUUUCCGUGUGCUUCUUCCUGCUCUUCUCUGGCAACAUCAUCUUGUACGACUUGAUCCCUACCUACUGGACGUGGAUGUACUGGUUCAACCCGAUGGCGUGGGCGUUGCGCAGUGUCGUGCUGAACGAGUUUUACAGCGACAACUACCAAGCCAACACGACUCGUGCCACCAACUUGCGCAACGUACAGAUGGUCUCGUUUAGUGAAAGCUACAUUGGCAUCGGCAUCCUUGUGCUGCUGGCGUACUACAUCCUCUUCACGGCCAUGAAUACAGCUGCGUUGCACUAUUUCCGAUACGAAAAGCGCUUGGGUGUGUCUGGAGGGUCCAAGGUCGGCGAAGACGACGAGGACAACGUGUACAUCCAAGUGGCAACCCCCGGCGGCACCCUCGUGAAGCAAGAGCGUAAGAAGGACCAAGGCCUGGCGUUCAUUCCGGCCAACUUGGUGAUCAAGAACUUGGACUACUACGUGACGUUGCCGACCAAGGUGGAGCGCCAACUCUUGAACAACAUCACGGCGAGCUUCACUCCUGGCCGCAUGUGCGCGCUGAUGGGUGCGACGGGCGCCGGGAAGACGACGUUGAUGGACGUGAUCGCUGGCCGCAAGACGGGCGGCCGCAUCGGCGGCGAUAUCAUCAUCAACGGCGAGCCCAAGAACCCAGUCAACUUUAGCCGCAUCACGGCGUACUGCGAGCAGAUGGACAUCCACUCUGAAAUGUCCACGAUCGGCGAAGCGUUGUGGUUUUCGGCCAACUUGCGCUUGCCCGAGACGAUCACGGCCGACGAGAAGCGCAACUUGGUGGAGGAAACCCUCGACCUGCUCGAGCUCAACGGCAUCAUCAACGAGCAAGUGGGCGACUUGUCUGUGGAGCAGAAGAAGCGCGUGACGAUUGGGGUCGAAGUGGUGGCGAACCCGAGCAUCUUGUUCUUGGACGAGCCCACGUCUGGCUUGGAUGCGCGGUCGGCCAUCACGGUCAUGAAGGGCGUGCAGUCCAUUGCUCGCACGGGCCGCACGGUGCUGUGUACCAUCCAUCAGCCGUCGAUUUCGAUCUUCGAACUGUUUGACGACUUGUUGCUGCUGCAACGCGGCGGCUUUGUCGCGUACAACGGCGAGCUUGGCCAGGACAGUUCCAAGUUGUUGGAGUACUUUGCGUCGAUCCCUGGCACGGAAGAGAUCCGCCCCCAGUACAACCCUGCCACGUACAUGCUGGAAGUGAUUGGCGCCGGGAUUGGGCGCGACACCAAGGACUACUCGGUCGAGUACACAAAGAGUGAAUUGUGCAAGUCGAAUGUCGAAAGAGCCCUACGCCUGGCGCUUCCCUCGCCUGACUUUGUGGGGUUCUCGACGCUGAACUGGACUCCCAUGGCCACGAGCUUUGGCAACCAGCUCAAGGAGUGCGUGACCAAGUGCUUGCAGACGUACUGGCGCAGCCCCCAGUACAAUUUUGUGCGUCUGACGUCGUUCCCGUGGUUCGCCCUCGUGUUUGCCACGACGUUUUACCAAUUGCCCCGUAAAACAGUGUCGGAGAUCCGAUCACACAUUGGGUUGAUCUACAACUCGAUGGAUUUUAUCGGUAUCAUCAACCUCAUGACGGUGCUGGACAUCACGUGCUUGGAGCGUGCCGUGUUCUACCGUGAGCGCAUGUCCAACUACUACGGCCCGCUGCCGUACAGUCUGUCGUUGUUUGCGUCGGAAGUGCCGUACUUGGUGGUGGCUGUGUCCUUGUUUGUGCUGGUCGAGUACUGGAUGAUCGGAUGGGUGCCGGCGUACUUUGUGUUCUUCUGGUUCACGUUCUUCCUGUACACGUCCAUCUGCACGUUCUUUGGCCAGUGGAUGUGCGCGCUGUGCCCCAACACCAAGGUGGCCAACGUGGCCGUGGGAGCAGUGUCGUGCAUUUUCAACUUGUUCAGUGGCUUCUUGCUGCCAUACCCCAUGAUGCGGGGUUGGUACAAGUGGAUCAUCUACAUCGUGCCGUCGAGUUACUCGUUGCGGUCGUUAGCUGUGAGUCAAGUGGGCAUUUGCGAGAAUGGCGAGGGCAACGGAUGCCACCAAUUGGAGGGACUGGCCAACUACACUGGCAACGUGGCCGAUUGGGCUCAAAAGGAAUUCGAAUUCAACCCCGAAAACCGCUACAACUACAUGCUGGUUUUGAUCGGCAUGUGGGUCAUCUUGCAGACGUGCAUCUACUUGACGUUGAAGUAUGUCAGCCACUUGAAGAGAUAAAAAAUCCCGCGUUAAUUUGUAUUAUGCAUUGUGGA
Aphanomyces astaci is the source of this 4192-nucleotide messenger RNA. RefSeq lists its product as hypothetical. The record is from RefSeq and is a predicted model, not a curated record. Gene Ontology annotation, molecular function: ABC-type transporter activity; ATP binding; ATP hydrolysis activity. NCBI's taxonomy places the organism in Eukaryota, Oomycota, Saprolegniomycetes, Saprolegniales, Verrucalvaceae. The transcript has a single exon. Gene Ontology annotation, cellular component: membrane. The annotation marks the transcript as partial.